AUGAAUAGAUUAACUACAAUAACUCGCCUAUCUGAUAAGGAAUAAAUGUUGAAUUAAUAUGAAUUAUUGAUAUCUGAAUAUCGUAACUAACCUGAUUCCAUUAAUAUUAUUGCCAUUUGUCUCAAUAAUAUUGCAGCUUUAUUACAUAAGUAUCAACAAAUUUAUUUAGAAAUGAGCUAUUAUCCAAAUCGAUUUUUCGAUUUGUUAAAUAAAACAUUCUUAAAACGCUUCCAAUUGCUCUUUAAUUUAUUAUCUUUAUCAAUACAGCUAAAAUAUUUAAUCAACUGGGAUUGCAUACUAAAGCUUUUUUAAAAGCUGAAAUGGCUUUGUAAUUCUAUGAAAAAAUUGCCUUUAAUUAAUUAAAUUAAUCUGAAGCUAUAUUAUUGAUAAAUGGUUAUAUUACUUUAGCUAAAUCUUAUGAAAUGGCCACUUUUCAUGAUUUGGCUAAAAUAACUAAAAAAAGCAAAUUACUUUAAAAUGGGUAUCAAAUUAAAUGUAAUUUAGUUUUAAAUGCACAUAAAUAUUUUAUGAAAAUUCAAAAAAACUUUUAGUAAAAUAUGUUGGAAUAACCCAUUCUUUAUAUAAAUAAAUAAUUAGAUAAUCUACAUAAAAAUCAGCGUUGCUUUAAAAAAGCUUUAUAUUUUAGUCUGAAUUAUAUUAAAAUUAGUUUGCUUAUAAAAAAUAAACAACAAUCAGAAUUAUGAGAUUGCUAGAUUCACUAAAAAAUAAUUUUCCUAGAAUUGUUGAAUUUUAAGAUAUCUACUCUUAAACUCCUUAAAAAGGUUUUUCAAGAGUGAAAACUACAACUGAUGAUUCUAUAAAUAAAGAAAAAUUCUCUAGAAUUAAAAAAGUUAGUAAAAUAGAGGAUGAUUAAGAAACAACAAUUGAAACUAAAAAGAAAAGAAAAUCUUUCAAAAUGACAUCACUUUCAAAUUUGGAAAAAAUUAUAACGAAUAAAGUUGAGUAAUAAGUGCAAUUGCAUUUCCAAAAAAAAUAAUAAGAUGAUCAGAUGUCUAAUAGUAAAAUUGAUUUAGAUCAAAAAUAUAUGAUUCUACAAAAUGAAAUAAAUAAAAUUGAAAAAGAAAAAUCUAAUUAUGAAAAAUAAGGUAAUGAAUAGAGAUAAUAAAUAAAAUUAUUGUAAGAAGAAGUUAAUUAAUUAAGAAAUAAAAUUAUUGAUGAUGAAUAAAUACAUAUGAAAGAGGUUAAAGAAUAGCACUAUAGACAUUUAGAAUAAAUAAAGCAACUUAAUGAAUAAAACUAAUAACUAAAAUUAAAAUUGAAUAAAACAUUUCAACAUGAAAAAAAUUAUACAACUAAUAAUAAUAGCAUUGAUGAUCAUUAAUAUUUUUAUUUUACAGAUAAUAUUACUGGCUAGAUGAUCUAUAUUCCAUUACUUUAGAAUGUUUCUUUUAUUUUUAAAUAGGAUGGCAUACAAAUUGAAGUUUAAUAGUUGUAAUAAACAUUAAAAUUAUCAGCCAAAAUAAAUGAUAAAAUAUUAAAUGAAUUUAUAGAAAUUUCUUAAAUGCAAGAUUUUUUAUAGUAUACUCAAUACAUCCAUACAUUACCAUAUCCAAUAAAAUAUUUGAAUAAUUUUAAGACAUUUAUACAAUAUUUGAUAGUACCUUUCGUCUAAAUAGUAACUGAGUAAAAUGAGACAAAAAUUGCCAUAUGGCCAUAACCUUAAGGAUUAUUAUAAGAAUAAUAGAUAAUAUUUCUUAAAGAAAAUUGUUAAUGGUGGUUUCAUAGUAUUGGACUCAAGUGGUUUAGAGUCACCAUUUAUUCUUAAGCAGACUUUAUCUUUUAAAUAGAUAUACGAUUUGACGAAUUUACAUUUUAAUAAUAUUUUAAGCAAGAAAAUUUAGAUGAAUAUGAAAUGUAAGAAAAAGAAGAAAUAUUAUAAUAUUUAUCAAAAUUAAAUUAAUAGUAAAUAUAAAUCUUUGAGUCUUCUAAGAAUUCAAUUCAUGAUACUUAUUAUUUACCAAAUGUUUAGAUUUUGGAUAAAUAAAAACUUAUAUCUCUUAUUAAUUAAUAAAUAAAAUAUAUUGAAUAAUUUCUAAAUUUAUAGAAUGUUAAUUCAACAUAGUAAAUAAGAAAGAAUAACAAUCUAGAAAUUCAAUUAAUUUCAAUACAAUUUAAUGAGAAUAAAUCAUAAAUUUAAGCAGUUAUGUUUGAAUAAGGAAAAUGUAUGGUAAAAUUAAGAAACUGUUACUAAAGUUAUGCUCCAUAGAAUAAGUAAAUUAAUGCUGAUGGGUUUUUUGAAAUUACAAAUUAAUUUUUAAAAUAAAGAUAUGGAAUAACUUUUGAGAAUUUGAUUAGAAAUGAAGAUAAAAUCUAUUUCUAUGAAAAACUGUUAGAAUCAUUUACUUUACAAACAUUUUCAAAACCUUUUGAGUAGGAUGAUGAUGAAUUGUUCAAAUAAAAUGGAAUUCUAUUAAGAGAAUUAAAUUUUGGUGGAACGAAUAAAAUAUUUUAUGAUUCAAAUCAUUAUAAAAUUCCAAUAAAUUUUUCAUUAAUAGGUGCUAAUGAUAUACCAUAAUUUGUUAGGAUAGAUCUUUAUAAUGAGGAAUCAAUUGAAUAACACUGUAUACUACUUAAUAUAACUGAAGAAUAUUGGAUUAGGCCAGUUGUAACUUAAGUUAAGGUAUGAAUAUAAAUUUAAAUAUAAUAGUAGGAAAAAAAAAAAAAGUAAUAGAAAUAUAAUAAAGAAUUCAAAGUUGCUGGUUAAUACUAUUUAUCAUAAAUAUUAUAAUAGUGUGGUUGGUUCAUUUUGGAACAUCAUAUUUAUAUGAAUGAUGAUAAAUAACUAUAUAUUCAGAGACUUGAUAAUUAAAUUGGGAAAUUAGAAUAAUAUAUAAAUAUGAAAUCAGUUUCUGAAUUAACUAAAUGA
Molecule: messenger RNA, 2887 nt
Organism: Paramecium sonneborni
Lineage: Eukaryota; Ciliophora; Oligohymenophorea; Peniculida; Parameciidae
Source: the annotation of a GenBank genome assembly